Bathycoccus prasinos is the source of this 1026-nucleotide messenger RNA. RefSeq lists its product as hypothetical. The record is from RefSeq and is a predicted model, not a curated record. The transcript has a single exon. Lineage: Eukaryota; Viridiplantae; Chlorophyta; Mamiellophyceae; Mamiellales; Bathycoccaceae. Bases 1 to 1026 code for a protein of 341 amino acids.
AUGGUCAGACGACGAGAGAGAAGAAGACAACGCGAAAGCGCACAAAACCCGGCAAAGUUUUCGAACGAGAAGAAGGAAGGAGAAGACUUUACAUUUUGUCGAAGAACGGAUGACGUCGAAGAACGAAACCGAGAGACGGAAGAAGAAGAAGAAGAAGAAGAAGACGAAUGUGAUUGCGUAGAAUUGUCGAGUCAGCAGCGAUGCGUGAACAGCGCGAGUAUCGCACACACGGCGAGACGAUUACGUCUCCCGUUCGUGCAACAGAAACGCUCCUGGGAUUGCGGCUUAGCGUGCGCUUUAAUGAUUUUAAGAGAACUCUCGAAAGGCUUUGAAGAAGAGAAGAACGCGGUUAAAAAAGUGCACCUGAGAGAUUUGAAGGCGUUUUUGAAGGGUGAAGAGUCAGUGUGGUCGAUCGAUAUCGCUUUAGCGUUGCGCGCGUUCGGAGCGAAGAGAGUGCAUUUUUACACCACGGAAAUAGGCGCGAAGAGGCAAUAUAAAAACGAACGGUUUUACGAAAAGACGUUCGAGAUGGACGCGAAGAGGGUGAAGAGGGCGUUUGCGAUUGCGAGAGAGAAGGAGAGCGGGAUCGAAGUGCGAUUGGUAGAAGGCGGGAUGAAAGACGAAUGGAUGGAACGAGAGGUUGGGGAGAAGAGCGAGAAGAUGUUGAUCGUUCUGGUGGAUAAGAUAGUGUUAGAGAACGGGUACGACGAUGAACAUGGCGCGAAUGAUGAGUUUCGCGAUCAUCAUCGUUCUCACAAUGGAUUUGUCGGGCAUUACGUUUGCGUCGUCGGCGUUAAAGGCGACUCUUUUAUAAUUCAAGAUCCGGCGCGUCCGGAAGUCGUGCGAGUGCGCAAAGACGUCUUGCACCGCGCGCGAAAAUCCUUUGGCACGGACGAGGACUGCAUUGUCGUCGAUAGAACGAGUCCGAAUAAUAGGAAACAAAAAGAACGAUUAGACUUAGCUGCGAUGUUGGAUGCGACUCGUGUAGUAUCGAAAGUAACAAACGAUAGGAAUUUUGAAUAUUAA